AUGGGGAGAAUACCCAAGCUCUAUCUUGCUCUACUACUUUUGAGUGUUAUAGUGAACAGAUCUCUACAAAAGUUCACAAUAAGCACAACAUUUAGUAAACUUAAGGAUUUCCAUGAUAGAUGUGCUCCCUUCGCAUAUGGAUCUCAAAUUUAUAUUCUCAAAAAAAUGAAGUUUGUUGUAGAGCAAGCUAGUAAAGGUGGACGCCUUGGAAAACUAACGGGUUUGAGGAGCCAGCCCACAGUUGUUCAUGAUACUCCUCUUUCUAUGAUAUCUUCACUGGGUGGCAGUGCUCCACAUCUCACUCAGAUAAGGAAGUACCAGUGUGUUUUCCCGGCGCAGCAUUUUUGCGAUCUUACAAAAACACUCCAGAAAUUCAAAAAAGGAGUUGCACAAUUUUCAGCACUCAAGAGUCAUAGUGUAUGUGUGACUGUCCAGGAUGCAACAAAAAUGACACCAAGUGGUUAUAACGAGAAAAAAGGCAUUUCUGUAUGGACAUAUGGAGGUAGACAAGUUAUUGCAGCUGAAAGAUACAUGGAAUUAGUGGAAGCUAUGCAACCUGAUUGGUAUGAAGCUCUAAAUGAUGCAGAUACUGAUGUAAAUUCCUCAAAGAAGAGAAUAUCUAAGUCAGUCAUGAACUCUACACUUAUGCUGGAUCAGUGCAUAGACAUCAGUAAAAAGAAGCAGGGGCUGCAUGAGGCUGCGUUAUUUGCACCUUUAUUAGGUGGCUACAAUGAGGAUGAACGUAAAAGAUUUUCCAAAGCAAUAAUGGAGAAAAUAAAAAAUGAAUCCGUAUCAGGAUUCUCCCUCUUGGGUUUGCACACUAAUGGUGCUACAGCAGAGAAGCUUGAUGCAAAACUUAUCUCUAAUCUUGUUAAAGUGUCUUUGGACCCCUUACCUCAAGGGCUCCCUCGGCAAGCAUCAGGUGCAUGGAAUCCACUUACUGUCAUCACCUUAGUGCAACAAGGUGUGGAUAUCUUCGAUUCAUCUUUCCCGUAUUUAGUCACUGAAAGAAAAGGAGCUCUCAUCUUCCCCAUAAGCCUUACCAAGGAAAAUUUAGAACAUCAGAAUAAAAAGUUGAAAUCAGACAAUAAUUCUGAAAUCAGUAAUGAAGAUAAGCAAUUGAACAAGGGCGAUGAAGAGACCAAAGAAAAUAUCCCAGAAGAUGAAUUAUCAAGUGCAUAUGAAAUGUGCUUAAAGGAUAAAAGCAACUUGUACUCAACAAAGCCAUUGCUGGAUGGAUGUCAGUGUUAUACUUGUCAGAACUUCACUCAAGCCUAUAUUCACCACCUCAUAAAUGUUAAUGAACUCCUGGGACCAGUUUUAUUGAUGGUACAUAACUUACACCAUUGGAUGGCCUUCUUCAAAAGCAUUCGGUCAGCAGUGAAGAAUGACUCUUUAGAAAAUCUCAAAUCUUUAAUACAGAGUCAUGUGUCAGCAACUGGGAAGUUAUAGCCUUUGUUACUGGAUUUUUUUUUAUUUUUAUUUUUUUAUUAUUCUGAAGACAUGAUAAAACCAGUUGCAUCUGAAAAUGUAGUAAUCUAUUUCAUUAUUUAUAUUACAAUAUUUUGUUUUGAUUACAGAAAUGUUAGCUAAGUCUGGUUAUAUACCUGUGUACAUCUAUGUAUAUAGGUAUUUACAGAAUAUUGUUAUAUUUACAAAAUGUAAUCUUAAGAUUUAUUUGAUAUUUAACUUAAAAGAUUCUUUGAAGAAAGAAAAAAAUUAUGCAUUUUCAUGGAAGAUUUUGGUAUAUGGUAUAAAAAUUACUUAAAAUAUUAUUCUUAUAUCAUUGUCAAAGAUUUAUAAAAAAAAAAAAAAAAAUUGAAUUUAAGAUGGAAGUCUCUAUUUAUAUCACACUUGACUAAUGAUAGAUUAAUUUUUUGAGAAAAUAAAGCUGCAGUUGGUUAUUUAUUUUUCUAUGGUACAAUUUUAUUCACCAGCAGUGAUACUAAAGACAAGGGAGAUAUACAAUUUUAACUCACUUUAAAAUGGGAAUGAUUAGAAUAUGUAGAAUUUUAAUGUUGUAUAUUGUAGAUGGCAAUAGGUUGAAAAUUCUGGUACAAUUUUGUAUUAAGAAAACAAUUUUUUCAAAAUUUAAAAUAAAUUAUUAUGUAUAC
Messenger RNA from Penaeus monodon (black tiger shrimp), 2114 nucleotides. RefSeq names its product queuine tRNA-ribosyltransferase accessory subunit 2-like. NCBI's taxonomy places the organism in Eukaryota, Metazoa, Arthropoda, Malacostraca, Decapoda, Penaeidae. The record is from RefSeq and is a predicted model, not a curated record. The coding region runs from base 1 to 1452 and encodes 483 amino acids. The transcript has 11 exons. Gene Ontology annotation, molecular function: tRNA-guanosine(34) queuine transglycosylase activity.